Molecule: messenger RNA, 879 nt
Organism: Penicillium malachiteum
Lineage: Eukaryota; Fungi; Ascomycota; Eurotiomycetes; Eurotiales; Aspergillaceae
Product: serine hydrolase domain-containing protein
Exons: 1
Coding region: 1-879 (292 amino acids)
Source: RefSeq, a predicted model, not a curated record
AUGGGCUGCGGCAGAUGCCCAGUAAUAUCCGAGUCUCUCGAUUCCACUGUGAUCCAUAAUUUUACUGACACGUCACACCAAAACAGACUUCGUGCUAUUGUGCCUGAUAUCCAGUCUAUCUUGAGAAUCUUUGAGGCGCCAUCGUUUUCAAUCAGUGUCAUGUACCACGGUCAGGUCAUCCAAACGGCAGGUUUUGGAUAUGCCGAUGUGGAAAAUCGCAGAGUGCCUGAUGAGGAUACAAUCUAUACCAUCGCUUCAUGCACCAAAGGAAUUACAGGCACUGCCUUCGGCAUCUUGGAACAGCAAAACAAGCUCAAACUGGACGAUUUGGUGUCAAAACAUUUGCCUGGUUUCAAUACUGUCAACAGUCCAGCUGUUAGUCGGAAGAUGAGAAUUAAAGAUAUGCUCUCGCACUGUUCGGGUUUAUCUCCAUUACCUUAUGAGGUCAUUUGUAGAAAUGGGUCUGUUUUUGUCCAGCAUGAUGAUCUGGUUCAAAUUUGUAACCAUCUGCCGCGACAAGCUGAGUUCCGUUCUGAGUGGAAGUACAACAACUGGAUGUUUGCGCUUGCUGGCCUCAUUAUCACACAAGAGUCAGGUACAUCAUUUGGUGAACUUAUUCGACAAGAGAUAUUUGACUCGCUGAAUAUGAGGUGGACCUCCUGCUUUAAUCCUGAAGGAGAUGACAACUAUGCAAGACCAUAUCUCAUCUAUGAUGAGAGAAAAUUCGAGGCUGUCUCUUUGCCUACGCUUGUCGAUGAGCGGGCUUUCGAUAGCUCUGGCUCUGUUCGCUCUUGUGUCCGGGAUGUUCUUCUCUGGACUAAGGCUUUGAUGGCUGCAUGGAAGGCAUUUCAUCAAAUUGCAUCUGGCAGUGAUGAUUAG